UUAAAUUCUCUUUACCUAAACAUUGUGUUUGGAUGGACUUUAUUGACACCCCCUAACAGAUAAACACACAAACCUCCUCCACACGCUGUGUUUCCACAUUCCGCUCGGAGAAGACGCACCUCAGAUCCGGAGGAGGAGAGCCUCAGUCAGUUGAUGAGAUGCAGGAGAGGAGACGGACGUGAUGUUUGCACCCUCCAUCAGAGUUUCAAAAAGCAACAGGCUGCUAACAUGGAAAUAACAGCCAAACAUUGGACGCCUGUUCCCCAGUGAUCUGUGUCACCAUGCCAACUUUUAUGAUCCUCACAACAAUCAGAAGUCCUCAGAGAAGCUGCUGAGUUUACAUCUCUGUUAGCCUACAUAAAGAAGAUCACCUUCAGCUCUGAUAGAGAGACCAGGACGCAGAAAUGGUUAUCCAGUGGAGUUUUCUCUUGAUUUAUACCUUGCUUGUGAAGACAGGGCCUGUUGCUGGGUGUAUUUGUCCAGAAGCCACCAUAUUGAGUCAGUUUCCUUCUGAAGUUCCUACUGACGUCUGUUGCUUGAACUACUCUGGCUCUGCUUUCAGUCAGGUGCUCUGGUCUGUGUUUUCCAAUGAAACAAACAUAGAGAUACUGGAUCUCUCCAACUGUAAUAUCAGCUUUAUUGAUAAUAAUGGACAAGAAGCUUCUACACUGCAGAAGGUUUUCUUGAAUCAUAAUAGUCUCACAGUGUUGCCAGAGCAGUUUCUUGCUCGUCAGCUCAAUUUGACUGAGGUGAAUCUAAGUGAGAACCUCCUCCAGGAGCUUCCUGAUGGCUUCCUCCAAGGCUCUGACAACCUCCAGAGGUUGUAUCUGCAGGGGAACAAUCUGCGCUCCUUCCCUGGUGCUAUUCUCCAGGUAGCCAGUCUUCAAAGGCUGGAGUUGGAUGGAAACCCCUGGGACUGCUCCUGUUUGUUAUUGGAAGGCUUGGAGGCUGGCAGGAUGGCUAAUAGGACCACCAAACUGCAGGAUCUUGUGGGAAACCUGACUUGCUUCUCUCCUUGGCACCAGGUUGGCAGGACUGUGUGGUCUGUGAGCCUUAAUGAUGUGUGUCGCCCAGCUGGCCUCACUGCGCUCUUUAUUGUACUCCCCCUCCUCAUGCUCUCUGCUUUGCUUCUCUGCUGGUGCUGUGGAAGGAAGAGGAAAAAGAAAGAAGCACCUGUAUUCAGCAACUCCAAGAAGAGGGCUCCCAACAUCAAUGGCCAGAGACAUCACAACAAGCAGCAGACAUCAGCCACUGAGCAAGGCAAAGCUGAAGACUCUGGCAAAGAGGGGAUCCUGAAGAACCACCUGCUGUUUCGCCCGGCGUCCGCACUCCUGGGCAGCACCAGGGACAUCUAUGAAGAAGUGGAAAUCAAGUUGGACUCAGUGGAGUCUCUUCCUCAGGUCUCUUCACGAUGCUCCAGCUCCACAGAGGGGAAGCAGGGCUCUCAGGAGCCUGAAGGGACCAGCAGGGCAGAGCUGGACACAGUUAGUGUAACAGAAGUGUUGAAAGACUCAGCCGACAGGGAGAAAGCUUACUUAACUCAGUCUACUGAGUACUAUAGCCUGGUGCCGGGCAUAGAAUUAGAGGACUCAGACCACGGGGAGUAUGAGAAUGUUGACUGCUCAUGACACCAUCUGAAAGGAAAGUUGAAUAUGUUGGGGAAACACUUUGUCUUAUUACAGAGAGCUCAACGAGGAGCUCUUUCACCCUAAUUUUUUCACCUGACAUUUCAGUGAGUGCGUUAUAAGGCAGCAUUGACAUAUUUGGUGACCACAAAUCAAAACAAGCAGCAGAAUGCUGACUCAUUUGACACUGUCCACACUGCUGACAUGAACUAACAACAUAAAGAGCCGAUUAUAAAUGUGGUUGAAGUACAUAUACUACUGCACAGUUUCACAACAAGCCAUAGGUUUGCUAGUACUGUUUAUUAAUGUUCAUUACAACAAUGAUGUUCUUUUUUUAUUCACAUAAUGUUAGCUAGGAUAAUUUAAACCAGAAGCAGAGAGUUUGGAUCAAAAUGAAAAGUAAAUCAUUUCUAAUUUUCUGACUUCGGUAAAAUUUUCAUGCAAAUUCACAUACAAAUUAUUGAGUAAUCUUCCUAACAGCUCCUUACACAGCAAAUCCUUUCUCCAAUAACUUAAACAUACUACAGAAGUAAAAUGGCACUUGACAAUGUAAUGCUAAAAGUUACCACAAAAAAAAAAAAAUAAAAUAAAAAAGAGGGUUUACAAUGUCAUCAACCACUACAAUGUGAUGUUGUUUGCUGACAGGCCUUUCAUUAGUUUUUUUUUCCCCCUAUUUUUGUUUUAUAUUUAUUUAACUGCCAUUACAAACAACAAUUUUAAUAUGUACUUAUGUAUGGAUUAGAUAAUGAAUCUGUAAGUUUCAAAGCCCAAACAUACACAUUUUCAUUCAUGUUGCUACCUCCUCCCAAAACAGAUGCCAGGAAUAUCACCUGAAUGUACAGGUAAUGGCUAAAUUGCUGGCACUGUUCUCAACUCAGUCUUCCAUAGACAACUAUGUAACUACACACAUUUAAAGGCCUUUAUGUAAAAGUUGUACAACUCUCAACAUCUGUUCCAAAUGUAAAAAAGCCAAAAUAUCUUAGAAAUAACAUCUAAAGUCUGCAGAAAACCAUAAUAUACAUGUUUCUUCCUCUCUCUUGUUAAUUUUUAUUCAGGUGCUAGUUGACAGUAAGCAAGCAUAGUCCUUUAACUUACUUUAUUUAAUAUAAUGUCUAAAAAACACAAUUAUUUAAUAAAAAUAAGUUAAACUUUUAUUGUUUCUCAGACCCACUUACAUACCAAUAAAAUAAGUUAAAGAUAAGUUAUUUAAAUAUCUGGCGAGCACAUCUAUUCUCAUUAGUGUGCACAGUUCUCCAAUAUGUUUGAGCCUCAAGGCUGACCAUCCAUCCGUUCAUCCAUGCAUUGACUAUAUCCUUUUAUACCUGUGCAGGGUCAAGGGAGGGAUGGAGCCUGCUGCUAGCAGGCAAGAGAGGUGGGGUACACCUUGAAUAGGUUACCAGUGCCCAACGACCACCAAUGUUUAAUUUAUAAAACCAUCCAAAAUCAAGUAUAGCUAAUAAAAAUCCCUCUGUGUAUUACUUUCUUUGAUGCUAUCCAUCCUAACUGAAAGCAACUCUGCCCUUACCUCUGUAAGAGCUGCAGUGUAUUAUUUAGGACUUUUUUAUCCAUCAUAUUAAAAUGUUCAUGUUUAUAAAGGUCAGCUGGAAAUUUUGGAGGGGAACAGUUGUACAGUAAGUCAAAUUAGCUGUACUUAAUCUGCAUGUGCCACCUGUUUUCCAUGGAGUUCAGCCCAACUAUGAUGGCUAUUUUUUGCCAGGCGAGUUGAAUAAAGUCGGGUUGGCUGUUUCCCUUUCCUCUGGUUUUAAUGUCAGUCUAAGGAAAUCUCAUCUUGGCUCUAUCGCAAUACUUUCCUGACAGAUAAGAGAGCUUUAUAUGUCCAGUUUUAGAAAAAAAAAGUAUAUUUACUAAAAUUUUAGAUUAUUGCUUUAAAUACAUUUUUAAAAAGGACAGUGUGAAUCUGCUAGAGAAAAAGCAGAGUACAGUCCAACCUCUGAAGUAUUACAAUGUAGGAAGUGAUUCAAUCUGGACCUUUUCCUGUGGGACCUAAGGAAUGCAUUAACAGUUUGAAAGGAAAGAAAAAGAAGCUCUUUUUUAAAGGCACAACAUUUAUUCUUUUUAAUGCAGAAUUUUUCAUAAAUUUUAAUUUAUGUUUUCAAGUCCAGGACCAGGACACUUUUUAGAAUUACUUUGGUACAAGUAAAGCAGCCUUUUGUAUACAUCUUUCUUUACCUUAUCAUUCUCUAAUUUUUUACAGGAAUUCCUGUUAGGUGUGCAAGAGGUUCACUGAUGAAGCUGUACAACCAGAAAUGAAGGUUGAAAAGAAACAAUAAUCCCUUGAAAAUUCUCACAGUUCACAAUUAAAUGCACAAUAUCAAAUGUAAAAGUUAGCUAACAAAUAUAUUUAUCAUCAUUUUUAAGGAAGGCUAUAACCACAAAACCUCACUUUUUAUUUGCAUCACUCAGAAAACUGUUAUGCAAGUUGAAAAAUGCCAAGGUAGCUGGGUCCUAAAUGCUGGCUUAAGAUAAACAUCUCUGUACUGUUGUUUCAGUAAACUGAGGUGCAGACCCACUAUACAAAAACAAAAAUGAACAUCAAGGUCACUGUGAAGGUGCAGGAAAUAGGCACUCGAUUGUUAUCUAAAAUGUGGAAAGCAGAUGUCUCACUAGCUCACACUUGUUGUCUUUGUAAAGCUAAUUGGUUUCAGUG
Molecule: messenger RNA, 4293 nt
Organism: Melanotaenia boesemani (Boeseman's rainbowfish)
Lineage: Eukaryota; Metazoa; Chordata; Actinopteri; Atheriniformes; Melanotaeniidae
Product: leucine-rich repeat-containing protein 38
Exons: 3
Coding region: 405-1628 (407 amino acids)
Molecular function (GO): protein binding
Source: RefSeq, a predicted model, not a curated record